This is a messenger RNA of Amblyraja radiata (thorny skate), 2361 nucleotides long. It is a transcript of the gene slc46a1, whose product is annotated as solute carrier family 46 member 1. The record is from RefSeq and is a predicted model, not a curated record. The transcript has 5 exons. Lineage: Eukaryota; Metazoa; Chordata; Chondrichthyes; Rajiformes; Rajidae. Gene Ontology annotation, molecular function: transmembrane transporter activity. Gene Ontology annotation, cellular component: plasma membrane. Bases 30 to 1493 code for a protein of 487 amino acids. Gene Ontology annotation, biological process: transmembrane transport.
AGCGGCCGCGCCCCGUGCCCCACAUCAACAUGGCCGCCGCCGCUGCAGCCGCAGAAGCCGAAGCCGAAGCCGAGGGCCCGCUGUCUGUGGCCUCUGGCCGGGCCCCUGACGCUGGGCUGUGGGGCCGCUGCCGCUGCCGCUGCCUGACGGUGGAGCCGGUGCUGAUCAUGGCCAUGCUGGCGCUGGCGCUGCAGGGCCCGCUCACCACGCAGUACAUCUUCCAGAGAGUCAGCGCCGAGCUCGGCUUCAGCGGCAACCGGAGCCGAGGCUGCAACAGGUCGCAGGGGUCCGAGGCCGAGCUGGAGCGGGCUGUGGAGACGAUGACUUCGCACUGGAACCUGUACAUAAACGUGGGAGGCUUUGCAGUGGGGAUUUUUUCAGUGACUCUACUUGGGCCGUGGAGUGACCAUGUGGGACGCAGGCCGAUCCUGAUCAUUCCUGCCGUGGGCUUGGCGCUGCAGUCGGCGCUCUACCUCAUCGUCAUGUACCGGCAGCUGUCCGUGGCUUACCUGCUGCUCGGCCGCCUGCUGAGUGCACUGCUGGGCGACUUCAACAUCAUCCUGGCCGGCUGCUUCUCCUACAUUGCCGACGUCAGCGACAGACAGUCGCGCACUGUGCGCGUGGCCGUGCUGGAGUCGUGCCUGGGCAUUGCCGGCAUGCUGGGCAGCGUGAUCGGCGGGCAGUGGAGCAAGGCUCAGGGUUACACCAACCCCUUCUGGCUGGUGUUGGCGCUGAACCUGGCCACGGCCGCCUACGCCUACACCUUUGUCCGCGAGUCGGUGAGCACGAAGCGGGCAGCCAGGCUGUUCACAACCGAACACUACAAAUCGCUCUACCGCCUGUACUCGGAGGGCAGGCUCAGCCUUUGUCUCUACGCCCUCUGCUUCUUCAUCGUGGUGACCGUGCACUUUGGAACCAAGGACAUUCUGGUCCUUUUCGAGCUGAGCUCCCCCUUGUGCUGGGGGUCCGAUUGGAUUGGGUACGGAUUGGCACUGGAGCACCUGACCUACCUGAGCAGCUUACUGGGCCUGAAGCUGAUGCAGCCGUGCAUUAGUGACAGCGGCAUUGCAGAGAUUGGUCUGUUGUCCAACAUCGCCGGCUUGGUGGUGUUCUCCGUGGCUGCCACCAGCUCCCUCAUGUUCACAGGAUACGGGCUGCGGGUUCUUGGUAUGACCACCACUCCAGUGCUCAGAGCCAAGAUGUCAAAGCUAGUGGAGGUGACAGAUCAAGGAGCACUGUUUGCCUCAGUGGCGUGUGUGGAGAGCGCCUGCUCACUGGCAUCAACAGUGGUCUUCAGCUCCUUGUACCCCGCAACACUCUACUUCAUGAAAGGAUUUUCCUUUCUCUUUGGUGUGACGUUACUUCUCAUUCCAACAGGGAUUAUUGGGAUCCUGGAGUGCAGAGGGCCAGAGUUGCCGUACCGUCGAUUUGAAGAGGCCCCCCAAGAGGCCCCCAUCAGCACUGACCUUGCCACCUCCAUCCAGAAUGAGUGAACCCACUGGACAUUUCCAAUUUUAGUGUUUGUUUUAGAGAUACAGCCUGGAAACAGGACCUUUGGCCAACAGAGUCCGCACACAAGUUCUAUCCUACAUACUAGGGACAAUUUACCAAAGCCAAUUAACAUGCAGACCUGCACGUCUUUGGAAUGUGAGACGAAACUGGAGCACCCAGAGAAAACCCAUGCGGUCGGAGGGAGAACGUACAAACUCCAUACAGACAGCACCCGAGGUCAGAAUCGAGCCCGGGUCUCUGGCGCUGUAAGGCAGCAGCUCUACCCUGCACCACUGUACCGCCCUUGUUACUGUCGAUCGGGUGCGGUUCAUGUGAUGUGGCAGAGCUAGCAGUACACGUGGUACUCCAGAGAAUUAUACAACACUGCGGGAAACCAUUCAGCCCAUUUCCUCCAUGCUAGCCCUGACAGUUAUCCCAUUGUCUCCGUGCAAUAAACUUUCCCAUAAUUGUUUACACUUUUCUAUUCUUGAAACAUCAAUGUGGUUUGCCUUCGGGAGUUAUAGGUAAAACUGCUUCCCUGGCCCUUUACAAGCAGAUCACUGCUCAUUGCAGAAAAUAUUUUACAGUUGCUCCCUGACCUUGGUCUCUUCCUGAUCAUACUCUGUGACUCAAGUUAACAUCCCUUGUUGCAGUUUUUAGUUUAGAGGUGCAGCAUGAAAACUGGCCCUUUGGCCCGACAAGUCCACGCCGACCAUCAAUCACCCGUUCACACCAGAUCUAUGCUAUUGCACUUUCCACAAGGGGUAAUUUACAGAGGCCAAUUAACCUACAAACCCGGGCGUCUUUGGGAUGUGGGAGGAAAUCAACGCUGGUGGAGCUGUUGCCUUACAGCACCAGAGACCCUGGUUU